Messenger RNA from Branchiostoma floridae (Florida lancelet), 2288 nucleotides. Its product is annotated as integrin-linked kinase-associated serine/threonine phosphatase 2C-like. Gene Ontology annotation, biological process: protein dephosphorylation. The record is from RefSeq and is a predicted model, not a curated record. The coding region runs from base 102 to 1232 and encodes 376 amino acids. The transcript is spliced from 10 exons. Gene Ontology annotation, molecular function: protein serine/threonine phosphatase activity; cation binding. NCBI's taxonomy places the organism in Eukaryota, Metazoa, Chordata, Leptocardii, Amphioxiformes, Branchiostomatidae.
ACUCUCUUAACAUCUGCUUGGAGAUUGUGCGGGAAGGUCAAAGGUGAAAAGUCAGGCAGUAUUUCAGCUGAAAAUCGCGCGUUCGCUUUUUCAGCAAGAAUAUGGAUUUAUUUGGCGACUUACCAGAACCAAAUGCAGAUAAUAAAGAGACUGAAGUUCAAGAAAAACCAGAAACCUCGAUUUCUGAGAAAAAAGUAAAAGAUUCGUUAUUUGACGACCUUCCAGCAGAGUCUGCCCCAACUUGUGCAGCAGAGGUCGCAAAGGUCAGCAAUGGGUCAAAGGUUGAUGACCCUGAGGCAAGAGGUCAGAAGAGGAAAGCAGAAGAAGAUGCAUGUCAAGCACAGAAGAUUGCUGCUAAAGGCCUGUCCAGUCUUGUUGGCUAUGCUGCAGGUAGGAAGGGGGAGAGACAGGAGAUGCAGGACGCUCAUGUCAUCAUCAACGACUUCACACAACAGUUCUCAUGCCUCUCUCCUAAAAUAUCUAGGUUAGCCUACUAUGGGGUGUAUGACGGACAUGGUGGGAAGAGAGCAUCUUUAUUCACAGCUGACGUCUUACACAAGAACAUUGCGGACAAGUUUCCUAAAGGUGAUGUUCUGAACAUGGAGAAGGAAAUUAAGAAAUGUCUUAUUGAAGCCUUUAAGAAAACAGAUGAGGAAUUCCUGAAGGAGGCGUCACAACAUAAGCCUGUGUGGAAGGAUGGGACCACGGCUGUAUCCAUACUGGUGGUGGAUGAUGUCAUGUACAUAGCAAAUCUGGGAGACAGCAAGGCAAUAUUGUGCAGAAGAAAAGAAGAUGGGUCUCUCACAGGAGUUCCGCUGACUAAGGACCACUCUCCCGUGCAGUACGAGGAACGACAGAGGAUACAGAAAGCUGGCGGAUCCGUCAGGGAAGGUCGCGUGUUGGGGGUGUUGGAGGUGUCGAGGUCCAUCGGUGACGGCCAGUACAAGCGGUGCGGGGUCAUCAACACUCCGGACAUCAAGAGAUGCCAGCUGAUUUUUAGAGAGGUGUUCCUGUUGUUAGCCUGUGAUGGACUGUGGAAGGCCUUCUCUGUAGCCGAGGCCAUCCAGUAUGUGUCAGAGGUACUGCAGGAUGAGAGCAUCUCAGCCACAGAGUUCCACAGUGCAGAAGAAGUGAGGUUUGAUACGGCCUGCGGAAAACUGGCAUCGGAAGCUGUACUAAGGGGCAGCUCGGACAAUGUUACUGUACUCCUAGUGUCUGUAAAGAAGUCUUGACAUAACGUCUUGUGUAGGCUAUGAUAAAAAAACUUUGUUGAGUGUAGUACAGAGGUGCAGCUGUGAAAAUGCCUCUCAUAGUGUCUGUGAAAAAUGUCUUGAUGUAACAUCUUUGGUUCUGUUCUUUUUAAACCAAAGACACAUUCAAGAAUGCUGAGAGACUCUGCAAUCCCAUAGUUGUUGUGUUGUCUAUACAGCUGUUAAUGGAAUAUCAUUUCUGUACAAUUGAUUAGGCAGUGGAAAUAGCAAUAAGAAAUGGACUGGUAUUAUUUUUUUAUUCCAAAACUUACAUAGUUUGAUUUAGGGAAAGCUGAAUGCAAAGCUUUAGGGAAUAGUGAAGAAAUAGAGUAUCCUUGAGAUUUUCAGACUCCAUUUGGUAUUACAGUAGAUUCAUCCAUUAUUACCAAUAGGCAUAUACCGUACUAUAAACUGUAGGAAAAGAAAUGGCUGUUUUUCGUCAGAAAAUUUACAGUCUAAGUUGUGUAACUGACCUCACUUGAUUAGUCCAUUGUUGUGUAGUGCAUUCAAGUGUUGCUAUUAUAUUGUGCAGUUGAGUGAUGUCAUUAUGCACACUGUAGUUUUAUUAGAAUUUGCAAGGUGGCGCUGUUUUUUAUUGCAGUCACGUUACACGUACCAUCCAUAAGAAGUGUUACACCGCUUGUCGGUGUAUUCAGAGGUGCCAAAGUAACCACAGAGAAUUCACACAAUCCCCUGCUAAGAAGAUACGAGUUUUACUAAUUGUAAAAUGUGUAUGUAUUUCUUUAACUCCUAUGAAUUCCAUAAAAUUAGAAUGAAGACAUAUACUUGCUAACAGGUAUUCUGCAAGAAGAGGUCGAUGGGGGAAAUUGUGACCAUUUUUUCUUACAUACCGCAGUUUUCUGUCAGCUAACCCCAUGAGACAGAUAUAAGAAAUAUAAGAAAAUGGUUGAUAUUUUUCCCCCUCAACCACUGCUUGCAUGAGUCAUACAUACGAAGAAUCAUCUUUGUACAUAACGUGAGUAUACAUAUGCAACUGUGCAAUGAUAGCCAAUACAGCAACAAAUAGUUUACACAGCA